Molecule: messenger RNA, 2121 nt
Organism: Xyrichtys novacula (pearly razorfish)
Lineage: Eukaryota; Metazoa; Chordata; Actinopteri; Labriformes; Labridae
Source: the annotation of a GenBank genome assembly
GUGUGCGCGUUUUACUUUUGUAUGUAUCUUGCUGUAUGAGUGCGUACAUGUGAGCGUAUCAUUUUUCUGCCAUGUCGACAUCCGGAACACUGACUAGUUACUACGUCGAUUCCCUCAUUUUGCCCGAGAGCGAGGAGCUCUCCGUGCCGAGAUACCCCUCCGGUCCUGGGCUCCAGCACGCCCGACAGUCAGCCUCUUCAAUCGGCGACCACAGCGAGCUCGGGACCUGCACCUUCCCGUCCAAAGCCCCGGUGUUCGGACCGUCAUGGAGCCACGUUCCUGCUCAGUUCUCCGGAAGCGUCUCCUCCGUGUAUCACCACCAUUAUGGGCAUCCCCAAGGUACGGUGGGUGCAGACACAGACGGCCGCUAUCAAUCGUGGCUGCUGGAACCCAUGUCCGGUUCUCUUCCCAUGGCUGGAUUACCCACAGCCCACCACUACGGGAUCAAACCGGAGGGUCUCGGUGCGCGAGCUGACGGCGCGCUGCCUGGCUCCCACACAGCGCUGCUACUCUCUGAUUACGCAAACGGCACAGUGGCCACGGCAUCACCGGGAGAGAAGGACGCACUGUCCGGCCAGGCAGGGGACAUGAGCGGGGAGACUGAGGAAAAACCGGGCCUCGAUCCAAGUAAGUCUCUGUAGAGCCUUUUUAUGUUUAUAGCCGACUAUUUAUACCGCAUAAAGCUGUGAGGAUUGGGUGCGUGAUGGGGGUGCGCGUCUGCAGAGAUGCCAUUCUGGACGUGCCAUUUCCUUAUGGGGACUGUUAAUGGCCCGGCUCCCAUUGCUACAUUAGAUAACCUUUUGCUGCUUUUAAAGAGUGACAGAGGAAGAGGAGCAAGUUGUGUUUGGAUGAGGCAGCUUUUACGCACGUGUUUGAUUUUUCUUUCCUUUAAGGCCUCUCUUCUUUUUUUUUUUUUUUUUUUUUUUGAUGAAUCAUAUUUGUUGUUUUGCAAUUGUCACUCGGAACCGGACCCCUCACUCCAGUGUCGCCCCCUCCCCAUUCCCCUCCACUCUUUCCAGAUAACCCAGUGUCCAACUGGCUCCACGCGAGUGCCACGAGAAAAAAACGCUGUCCGUACACCAAGCACCAGAUCCUCGAGCUGGAGAAAGAGUUCCUCUUUAACACCUACCUGACCAGGGACCGUAGGUACGAGGUGGCGAGGCUGUUAAACCUCACCGAGAGACAGGUUAAAAUCUGGUUCCAGAACCGCAGGAUGAAGAUGAAGAAGUUUAAUAAAGACGGUGCACCGAAAGACGAUUGACUGAGCAGUAGUGUUUCAGUAUUUAGGCUGUUAGGCUGCGAGCUUUGUGUGUGGAAGCUCUUAACCCUGCUGGACCUUGUUUUUCAACUUCAUUGUCUUACUGUCUAUAUAACAGAAGCUAUUAGGCUUAUUUGUCUUGUAAAAAAAAAGCAUGUUGGGCUUCAGUUUGAUGCGACUACCUUUAUAUUGCACAAUUAACAGUGCCCACUCGUUUUUUUUCUUCUUAAAAUUUUUCCAUUUGUUGAUUUUUAAAAAAAAUAAUACCUCGUUAAAUUGUAUUAGUUGGCCUGGUCCCUGUGCUUGUUUGUGAAUGGAUGUUUCUUAGCUGUGUUCGUUCUGGUUUGUAGCUCUAUUCGUUGUCUAUUCCACAGUCAUUUGAGCGUAGUUUCGUAAAUUGUAUUAAUUUUAUUGUUGUUUCUCCCUGUAGAACUAAGACUGGUGACCAUGAGUUUGAAUCUAACAUUGGAAACAACAUUGGAAUAAAAUAGUCAGAGCGGAUUUUAAAGUAGGUGCUAAACCCUCAGAAAGCCUCUUUAAAAAACGCCCCAAAUGAAAAAUGUUCUAGAACCUUUACACGACUACCUAUGCCCUCCAACUACCUACAAUACCCUGUUGUUAUUAUUAUGAUUAUUAUUUUCCAUGGCGGAUUCUCGUAGAUUUGCUUGCAGUAGAUGCUGAACUAUGAAUUUCAGGGAGUAGCUAACAUGUAAAAAGUACAUAAUGUUUGUUAGAGAGGAAAAUUAACUCCAAACACUGUAGGCUACUUAUUGAUUACCUCACGGUCUGCUGACCGGCUGACUUUUGGUUCACAAAUGUAAUUUGUACUUUAUUUAUUAAAUAAAACAAAUUAUAUCUGCGAA